Cucurbitaria berberidis CBS 394.84 is the source of this 2640-nucleotide messenger RNA. RefSeq lists its product as uncharacterized. The coding region runs from base 1 to 2640 and encodes 879 amino acids. Gene Ontology annotation, molecular function: ATP binding; ATP hydrolysis activity; ABC-type transporter activity. NCBI's taxonomy places the organism in Eukaryota, Fungi, Ascomycota, Dothideomycetes, Pleosporales, Cucurbitariaceae. Gene Ontology annotation, cellular component: membrane. The transcript has a single exon. The record is from RefSeq and is a predicted model, not a curated record. Gene Ontology annotation, biological process: transmembrane transport.
AUGGCCGAUGCUCGCGCGCCCGCAGUGCUGUCUCCAGCAUUGACGCUUCUGGACUACAUGCAUGCCCCUACCGUAGGCUUCUAUUACCUCGGAGCUUGCGCAUUCAGCCUGUGCAUCUUGCAAAAGUCAAAGCCAAUAUCACAUGAGAGGCGGCGGGGUGUAUUAGCGUUGACCGUUGCACUGCUUCUCUCCUAUGUUACUGAAGUUCUCUACUAUUUCAGCCGGUCCAUGGCGGAUUGGCAGUACGAAGCGCCAGAACCUGCGGCAGUCCGCUGCUUAGGCUCCAUACUAGUGUGGAGCCCUCUCAUAUGUUCGUUAUGGACGAGCAAGUCCCUGCGAUGGCAUCCUUACUUUGGCGCAUUCACCCUGCAAUUCGCCCUCGAGACCACGACCUGCCUCAUGAGCGCCUUUUCCAUCCCAGUCGAGGCCCGUUCGAGCAACGUGCCUUUUGUCAUCGAUUGCAUCAGAGCACUUGCGUCUCUUCUCUUGAUGCUCGACGGAUUCGUCAUCUUGAUCACAAAGCACGCGGAGAAGGAGAAGAGCUCAGACGAGGAGCGCCAAUCGCUACUAGGAAAGCAGACGAAUGGAUCAGCAACUCAACCCGACACUAGCACUUAUGGCGCUAUUGCACAGGAAGUUUCCAGCGAUCACGAGGCUGAGCCAACCGACAGCGACAAAGAGAUCAAGGAGCAGCAGGCAAAGCGUCUCGAAGAGGAAGGUGGGUGGCUCGGAUACCUCAAGGGGUUUGCAAUCUUCCUGCCGUACUUGUUUCCCAAGGAUGACUGGAAAGUCAUGGGCUGCCUUGGUCUGCGGCUCCUCCACGUGAUCCAGGAAAGAUUUCUCAACCUACUUACGCCCCGACAACUUGGUAUAAUCACGAACAAGUUGCAGAAACAAGACGGCGUCAUGCCCUGGAAAGAUAUCAUGCUGUGGGUCUUGUUUAGCUACAUCAACAGUUAUGCCGGUCUUGGUGUUAUUGAUGGGCUGGCCAAUCUUGUCAUCUCCAACUCUGCCUAUCGACGCAUCACUCUGCUAGCCUAUAGGCACGUCCUGGGCUUGUCUAUGGACUUUCAUACCUCAAAAGACUCCGGUGAGGUUUUAAAAGCCGUAGAGCAGGCUUCGUCUCUCAAUUCGCUCAUCGAGAUGUUCUUGUUCGACAUCUGCCCGAUCCUUCUGGAUCUCGUCGUGGCCAUGUACUAUGUCACGCACUUGUUUGAUGCCUACAUGGCGUUCAUCAUCCUGUUCAUGGGAGCUGCAUACAUAACCAUCGGGUGGUACUUUACCACACUCUCUCAGCCCAAGCGCAGAGAUUAUGUUGAGAAGCAACGCAUGGAAAGCUCCACGGUCAACGAGACCGUGCACAACUGGCAAACGGUGGCUUACUUCAACCGCGCAGCUUUUGAGCAUGAUCGCUAUGCAUCUAACAUCAUCAACACCAUUCGGGCGCAAUACACGUACUACUUCCGAUCUAUGGGAGGCCACGCACUGCAGGAUCUACUGACGACUUUUGGGUUCGCAGGAUGCUGCAUAUUCGGCAUGUCGCAGAUCGUCACUGGGCGGAAACCUGUUGGAAACUUCGUAACGCUCAUCAUGUAUUGGCAUACCAUGACGUCUCCGUUAUAUGUCUUGUCCUACAGCUACCGGCACAUCUCGAGUUCUCUGAUCGAUGCGGAGCGUCUACUUCAGCUACUAAAUACCAAGCCCGCCGUGGCUGAUAAAGAAGGCGCCAAAGACAUUGUAGUUCACACCGGAGAGGUAGAGUUCAAGGACGUCGAUUUCCACUACGAUGAGCGAAAGCCUAUCAUCAAGGGCGUGAAUUUGAAAGCAGGAGGUGGACAGACGAUUGCGUUCGUUGGAGAGACGGGUGGCGGCAAAUCGACGAUGCUCAAGCUGCUCUUCCGUUUCUACGACGUUACUGGAGGCUCCAUCAUGAUCGACGGACAGGAUCUGCGUUCCGUCACACAAGCGAGUUUGCGAGAUGCACUUGGCCUCGUUCCCCAGGAUCCUGUCCUAUUCAACCAGUCCAUUCGGCAGAACAUCCGCUAUGCAAAGCUCGAUGCUACGGAUGCUGAGAUCGAGGAUGCCUGUCGCGCUGCUGCGAUUCACGAUGACAUUAUUGGCUUCCCAGACGGCUAUAAUUCCAAGGUCGGUGAGCGUGGUGUCAGACUCUCUGGCGGUCAGCUACAGCGCAUUGCCAUUGCCCGGGUGCUGCUCAAGAAUCCCAAGAUCGUGCUGUUAGACGAAGCAACAUCGGCCAUCGACUCCUCCAUCGAAGCACUCAUUCAACAAGCCUUCCGCAAGCUCAGCCAAGGCCGCACGACUUUCGUGAUUGCGCAUCGUCUCAGCACCAUUGUUGAGGCGGACCAGAUUGUCGUCAUUGAGAAAGGCCAGAUCAUUGAGAGAGGAAGCCAUCAUGAGCUACUGGAAGUCAUGGGUGGGAAAUAUAAUGAACUCUGGACGAAGCAGACGGCCGGUCACAUGUCUGCCGCGAACUCAAAGGCACCCUCCAAGGCGCCCUCGACAAAAUGCAAUGAUGAUAACAGCGCGCCGUUGAUUGACAUCACGCCCGCUGAGGAGGAUUCGGCUACAGCGACUGGAAGGAGCGAUGGUGAUGACGAUACAGUGGGAAGACGCAAGUAA